GGGAGGGACAGUUCAGGAAGCAAAAAAAAAAAAGCCUUAUUUAUUAUCAUUUUCCCCACUGUUGGCAUGGCAACACAGGCGUACGUUACGGAAUUACAGGCAGCUCAGCAACAGUCACAACAGCAACAGGCGCAGCAACAGCCGGCGGCGACGGCGACAACGGCGGCACCGGCAGCAGCCCAGCAACAGUAUGUAGCGGAAUUGCAAAGCACGCAGCAACAACCAGCCACUCAGAAACAGUAUGUCUCGGAAAUCCAGGCCCCACAGCCGCAGGCUCAGGCCACGGGCCAACAAACUCCAACACCAGCCCCGCAGCAGUAUAUCAUAGUCACGGUGUCCGAAGGUGCCAUGAGGCCCAGUGACUCCGUCUCCGAGUCCAGCCCGGGCUCGACGGCCACACAGUCUGGGGUGCCAACACAGGUGGUGCAGCAAGUGCAGGCCACACAGCAGAGGCUGUUGGUUCAAGCCAGCGUGCAGGCUAAGCCACCUUCGGUAUCCCCCCUCCAGCUAACAGGUGUGCAAGUGCCCCAGCAGGACUUCUUUUGUAUCCUCCCUUUGCAGCGGCUGGUGGUGCAGAGUACUUCCCAGGCUAGCAAAGGAAGCCAAGUCUCGGUGGCCGUGCACAGUGUUCAGCAGCAGGUCCAUUCUCCACCGGAGCACUCCCCUGUCCAGAGCAACAGCUCCACCGCCAAACCAGGACAAGUGCAGCAGCUUCAGGUGCAUGGAGUCCAGCAAGUGCCCGUCUCGCAAGAGCGCUCGGUCGUGCAGACCACCCCCCAGGCCCCGAAAUCGGGCACAGUACAACAGCUGACGGUGCAAGGACUCCAGCAGGUUCACGUCACUCAAGAGGUGCAGCAGCUGCAGCAGGUGCCCGUCCAGCAUGUCUAUCCCAACCAGGUGCAGUACGUGGAAGGGGGCGACGCCAGUUACACAGCGAGCACCAUACGUUCCAGCACUUACCCGUACACAGAGACCCCUCUCUAUACGCAGAACACAGGAGCUAAUUACUAUGAAUCGCAAGCCACCCCGGCGCAGGUCACCACUCCUGCAACCUCCCAGACCGUGGCCAGCACUGGAUCCGUCCCUAUGUACGUCUCCGGAGGGCAGAUCAUAGCCAAUCCGAGUGGAGGAGGCGGAGGAGGCGGCGGAGGAGGUGGUGGUGGCGGAACGGGAACCUAUGUGAUUCAGGGAGGAUACAUGUUAGGAAGCUCCAGUCAGUCUUACUCCCACACCACACGUGCCUCUCCAGCAACCGUCCAGUGGCUGCUGGAUAACUACGAGACGGCCGAGGGCGUGAGCCUGCCGCGCAGCACUCUCUACUGCCAUUACCUGCUGCACUGCCAGGAGCAGAAACUGGAGCCAGUAAACGCAGCGUCUUUCGGCAAGCUGAUCCGAUCCGUGUUCAUGGGACUCCGCACCCGCAGGCUUGGCACACGAGGGAACUCCAAGUACCACUACUACGGCCUCCGCAUCAAAGCCAACUCGCCACUGCUGCGCCUGAUGGAGGAUCAGCAGCACCUGGCCAUGAGGCAGCAGCCCUUCUCCCAGAAGCAAAGACUCAAGCCCAUUCAGAAGAUGGAGGGGAUGACCAACGGGGCGGCGGUGGGCCAGCAGCCGGGCUCCGGGCUGUCUGACAUCAGCGCUCAAGUGCAGCAGUAUCAGCAGUUCCUGGAUGCGUCACGGACCCUCUCCGAGUUCUCUGAGAUAGACCUACAAGGGAAACCUCUGCCUGAUGGCAUCGGGGCAGAGGAUGUGAAGGCCUUCCAGCUGCUCUACCGAGAGCAUUGUGAGGCCAUCGUGGACGUGAUGAUAAACCUGCAGUUCACUCUGGUGGAGACCUUAUGGAAGACCUUCUGGAGGUACAACUUGAAUCAGCCCAGUGAAGCCACCCCCAUAGCAGUUCACGAUGAAGCAGAGAAGCGUCUCCCAAAGACCUGCCUGGUGAUACUGUCCAAAUACGAACCUGUCCUGAAAUGGACAAAGGACUGUGACAACAUGCUGUACCAGGGGCUGGUGGAGAUCCUCAUCCCCGACGUUCUCCGGCCCAUUCCCAGUGCCUUGACGCAAGCGAUCCGAAAUUUCGCCAAGAGUUUGGAAAGCUGGUUAACCAACGCAAUGAUGAAUAUCCCUGAAGAGAUGGUCCGAGUGAAGGUGGCAGCAGCAAGUGCCUUUGCCCAGACUCUGCGGCGAUACACCUCCCUGAACCACCUCGCCCAGGCUGCCCGGGCCGUAUUACAGAAUACGGCCCAGAUCAACCAGAUGCUGAGCGACCUCAAUCGGGUGGACUUUGCAAACGUCCAGGAGCAGGCCUCGUGGGUGUGCCGCUGUGAGGACCGCGUGGUGCAGCGCCUGGAGCAGGAUUUCAAGCUGACCCUGCAGCAGCAGAACUCCCUGGAGCAGUGGGCGGUGUGGCUGGACGGGGUGGUCACCCAGGUCCUCAAGCCCCACCAGGGCAGCUCCAGCUUCCCCAAGGCCGCCAAGCUUUUCCUCCUCAAGUGGUCCUUCUACAGCUCCAUGGUAAUCCGGGAUCUGACCCUGAGGAGCGCCGCCAGCUUCGGCUCCUUUCAUCUCAUCCGGCUCCUCUACGACGAGUACAUGUACUAUCUGAUAGAGCACCGAGUGGCCCAGGCCAAGGGAGAGACCCCCAUCGCUGUCAUGGGAGAGUUUGCUAACCUGACGAGCUCCUUGAAUUCUCUGGACGCAGACAAAGAUGAGGAGGAGGAGGAAGAGGAGGAGAGCGACGACGAGAUGCAGCAGGAGAUUUCCCUCAACUCCAAUGACUCCAGCAGCCUGACAGCCGAGCCCCUGGAGCCCCCCUCCAAGCUCUCACGGACGGACUCCAGGGGGAUCUUUGUGCAAGCCCUGCCUUCCAGCUAGAGGCCAGAGACGCCUGCGUGGGCCUGGAG
This is a messenger RNA of Emys orbicularis (European pond turtle), 2906 nucleotides long. RefSeq names its product regulatory factor X1 (gene RFX1). The transcript has 21 exons. Bases 67 to 2877 code for a protein of 936 amino acids. NCBI's taxonomy places the organism in Eukaryota, Metazoa, Chordata, Testudines, Emydidae. Gene Ontology annotation, cellular component: nucleus. Gene Ontology annotation, molecular function: DNA-binding transcription factor activity, RNA polymerase II-specific; RNA polymerase II cis-regulatory region sequence-specific DNA binding. Gene Ontology annotation, biological process: regulation of transcription by RNA polymerase II. The record is from RefSeq and is a predicted model, not a curated record.